GUCGUUCUGUGUCUUGCUUUCUUGUUUUUAUCAUCUGUAACCUGAGAGGCGUCAGACUACACAACUUGUACGAAAGCUCCUCAAAGGUUCAGACAUUUCUAUGGCUGCACGUGGUUUUGGAGUUUCAACUCUUAAAGUUUCCAACUUGGGAUCUGUGAGUACCAAAUUGGGUACACUACAGCAGUUGCAUGUUCUGGGGACUCGAGUUCCGAUUCGAUAUAAUGGUUUGGUGAUUUCUAAGAGGUUGAAGAAGGCAUCAAAUGGAUGUCAUUCUUUGUCUUGCAAAUCCCAAAAUGCUACAAAUUUAGAAAAUGAUUCUGAAGAAGUGAAAUCAUCAGAUACUACAAGCCAGCUGAUUCCGAACUCGGCGGUGGUUGAAUCUCUUCUCACACAAAUAUGUGAUACUUCAAUUGCGGAGUUUGAAUUGAAGCUUGGUGGAUUUCGGCUGUAUGUGACAAGGGACUUAACUACGAAAAAUAUACCUUCACCACCUCCAGUUUCUCCUCCCGUCAAUGUUAAUACAACUGUUCAGACACCUGAACUAAACGGGUCAGUCUCUACGCCUUCGUUAGCCAUCACCAAACAUGGUCAUUCUUUAGGUGGCAUUCAAACAUUUCUUGAUGAAUCUACAGAUGAAGGCUUGGUGAUACUUCAGUCUCCUAAGGUUGGAUAUUUUAGGAGAUCCCGAACCAUAAAGGGGAAGCGUGCCCCGCCAUCAUGCAAAGAGAAACAAAUAGUGAAGGAGGGGCAAGUGCUUUGUUACAUCGAACAGCUUGGUGGAGAAAUCCCAGUUGAGUCUGACAUAUCUGGAGAGGUUAUCAAGAUACUACGAAAGGAUGGUGAUCCUGUUGGCUAUGGUGACGCUCUUAUUGCAAUCCUUCCUUCGUUUCCUGGGAUAAAGAAGCUUCAGUAGAUGGUUUUGUUUCAUUUUGUUUCUUUUACCAACCUAAAUUUUGGUGUUUAGCAAAUGUUUGUCUUGGCCUAAGUAGUUUGGAAAAGGUUUUGUUGAAUUGUUGAGUUGAGCAAAUGUUCAUAUCCGACUCUAAAUGAAAAGGACAGGAUUAUGUUGGCCUAUCUGCAAAUUUAUGUUUUGUAAUUACCUGUUCUAGUUUCUAUUUCAAAGCUUGGGACCGAAAACUUUCUUUUUAUGUGGCAUAAAGCUUAUUAUUACUAUUA
Cornus florida is the source of this 1176-nucleotide messenger RNA. RefSeq lists its product as uncharacterized. The transcript has 9 exons. NCBI's taxonomy places the organism in Eukaryota, Viridiplantae, Streptophyta, Magnoliopsida, Cornales, Cornaceae. Bases 101 to 913 code for a protein of 270 amino acids. The record is from RefSeq and is a predicted model, not a curated record.